AUGGAGUCUGGACGGGAAUGGUCGCCGAUGCUGGCAAGGCUGAAGAAGACAGCGGGGCAAUACCACGAACGCAUACCAUGGAUUCGCCGGCUUCCAGCUCCUGCAGUGGGCAUAAUCGUACUUCUUGCAGUGGUCCAGGUCGUUGUCUGGAUAGCGGUCGGCAUCGUAUUGCACUUUCACACUGCGCUCAUAUCAACUGCAGUGCUCUCAUACACUCUGGGACUACGACAUGCAUUGGACGCGGAUCACAUAUCAGCAAUUGACCUCAUGACUCGGCGUCUGGUAGCUUCCGGCCAACGACCGGUCACUGUGGGAACGUUCUUCUCACUAGGACACUCGACCAUUGUUAUCGUCACAUCAAUUGUUGUAGCUGCCAGCUCUGCAGCAAUUCAGGACCGCUUCGGGUCUUUCUCCGAGGUCGGCGGUAUUAUUGGUUCAUCCGUAUCAGCGGCAUUUCUGAUUAUACUCGGAGCGAUGAAUGCGUGGAUUCUGUAUAAGCUGUAUCAGCAGCUUCACAAGGCCAUUGCCUCGCCCAUCGGCCAGGAAAGCCUCGACUUUUCGUUUGAGGGUGGUGGUUGCAUGACGAUGCUGCUUCGCCGGACAUUCAAGCUGGUAGACAAGCCUUGGAAGAUGUAUCCUUUGGGCGUACUAUUCGGUCUGGGAUUCGAUACAUCAUCUGAGGUCGCUCUACUCGGCAUCUCCUCCAUCCAGGCAGCACAAGGAACCUCCAUCUGGCUCAUCCUCAUCUUCCCGAUUCUCUUCACUUCGGGCAUGUGUCUGCUGGACACUUUUGAUGGCGCAGCAAUGAUGUCGUUGUACACCUCUGCCCGACUUGCCAAGGACGCCAUCGCCGUGCUGUACUACCAAUGCGUAUUGACCGCAGUCACAGUGACGGUAGCGAUUGCGAUUGGUGUCCUGCAGCUUCUGACCAUGAUCCACAACGUUCGUCCGGAUUUUACAGGACCUUUCUGGGACGGUGUCGAUGUUGCUGGUGACAACUAUGAUAUCAUCGGUGGCAGCAUAUGUGGCAGUUUCGUUGUGUUCGGGCUGUUGUCGGUGUUACUGUAUAAGCCGUGGAGGAGGAGAAUCGAUCGCAAGAGGGAGGCCGGCGUGCUGGAAGAUGGCGAACGAAACUCCUCGGAAUUGGGGAGGGUGGAGCGACUGGACGACGAGCAGCUUGUUGACACUUCGCUGGGUCUUUCGACUGGUGACUGGCGGGAGGACACCGGAAAGCAAGGAGAUGUCAAGACUGGUGUGAAACCGAUAGGUGAGAGCUCAGGUGGUAUUAACUGA
Molecule: messenger RNA, 1293 nt
Organism: Fulvia fulva
Lineage: Eukaryota; Fungi; Ascomycota; Dothideomycetes; Mycosphaerellales; Mycosphaerellaceae
Product: High-affinity nickel transport protein nic1
Exons: 1
Coding region: 1-1293 (430 amino acids)
Biological process (GO): nickel cation transmembrane transport
Cellular component (GO): plasma membrane
Molecular function (GO): nickel cation transmembrane transporter activity
Source: RefSeq, a predicted model, not a curated record